This is a messenger RNA of Blastomyces dermatitidis ER-3, 1540 nucleotides long. RefSeq names its product histone acetyltransferase. The record is from RefSeq and is a predicted model, not a curated record. Gene Ontology annotation, cellular component: histone acetyltransferase complex. NCBI's taxonomy places the organism in Eukaryota, Fungi, Ascomycota, Eurotiomycetes, Onygenales, Ajellomycetaceae. The transcript has 7 exons. Gene Ontology annotation, molecular function: protein binding; histone H3 acetyltransferase activity. The coding region runs from base 68 to 1276 and encodes 402 amino acids. Gene Ontology annotation, biological process: positive regulation of transcription by RNA polymerase II; chromatin remodeling.
CGCAAACGCAUGUCGAUCAGCCAAUUUUGUGUAACCCGGAAUCGAAAAUUUCUAACAAAGAAAAAGAAUGGCGCCAAUAGCUCUUGAUCGUGGCAAGCGCAAGGCUUCUGAGGAGUAUGCUGAGGGGGAUGACACUGUGCAUCGGGUGAAAAGAGCGAGAACGGAGUCUCCUAAAGAAGAUCAGGAGGAUGACAAACAAGUUCUCAAACUUGUGCCGUAUCCGGAGAAGCCCGCGGUUAUAGAGGAACGGAAGGGGGAAAUUGAAUUUCGCGUUGUUAACAAUGAUGGCGAGCGGGAAAGCUUUAUCAUUCUCACUGGUCUCAAAUGCAUUUUUCAGAAGCAGCUGCCAAAGAUGCCGAAAGAUUAUAUCGCCAGACUAGUGUAUGAUAGGACUCAUUUAUCGAUUGCCAUUGUAAAACAACCGUUAGAGGUCGUCGGGGGCAUAACAUUUCGCCCUUUUAAAGGAAGAAAAUUCGCAGAGAUUGUGUUUUGCGCCAUAUCCUCUGAUCAACAGGUGAAAGGUUAUGGAGCCCACUUAAUGUCACAUUUAAAGGACUACGUGAAAGCUACCUCGGAUGUUAUGCAUUUCCUUACAUACGCCGAUAAUUAUGCCCUCGGAUAUUUCAAGAAACAAGGAUUUACGAAAGAGAUCACACUCGAAAAAUCCGUUUGGAUGGGCUAUAUCAAAGACUACGAAGGGGGUACAAUUAUGCAAUGUACAAUGCUCCCGAAAAUCCGGUAUCUCGAGGCUGGGCGGAUGCUCUUAAAACAAAAGGCAGCAGUCCACGCAAAAAUUCGAGCCUUUAGCAAAUCACAUAUUGUCCACGCACCACCCAAGGAAUGGAAGAACGGCGCCUUUAAAAUCGACCCUCUCAGCGUACCUGCAAUUAAGGAGUCUGGAUGGUCGCCUGAUAUGGAUGAGUUGGCCCGCCAACCUCGCCAUGGUCCGAACUAUAACCAAUUACUUCACCUACUCAACGACAUGCAAAAUCAUUCCUCCGCCUGGCCAUUUGUUCAACCUGUCAAUAGAGACGAGGUCCCGGACUAUUAUGAAGUGAUCCAAGAGCCAAUGGAUUUAUCAACAAUGGAGGAAAAGCAUGAGAAGGAUAUGUACCCAACACCGGAAGAUUUCAUCAAAGACGCCAACUUAAUUUUUGAUAACUGCCGAAAGUACAACAAUGAGAACACCGCGUACGUGAAAAGUGCAAACAAACUUGAGAAGUUUAUGUGGCAGCAAAUCAAAAAUGUUCCUGAGUGGUCGCACUUGGCGGAUUAAUAGGAGCUGCAGUUUUAAAGAUAUCCCUUGUGACUUCAAUGAUAGGUGAAUAAUCCUUCCCUUUUGUUUGGGAGGCGAGGGGUGUUUACUUUGGUUGUUUUGUAUUUAUAGCAGAUAUAAUUAGCAACCUACCAUAUAUACCCUAUAAUUAAACAGCAAACAUCUGUAAUCGACUUAGUUGUUGCCUACCAUUACUAUGGGGUGCGUUGAAACAAAUUCCGUAUUAUUAGGGCAGGACUUCGAUAUCCCGUGACCUCUUCCCCU